Molecule: messenger RNA, 853 nt
Organism: Haplochromis burtoni (Burton's mouthbrooder)
Lineage: Eukaryota; Metazoa; Chordata; Actinopteri; Cichliformes; Cichlidae
Product: PRELI domain-containing protein 1, mitochondrial-like
Exons: 3
Coding region: 250-621 (123 amino acids)
Biological process (GO): phospholipid transport
Cellular component (GO): mitochondrial intermembrane space
Molecular function (GO): phosphatidic acid transfer activity
Source: RefSeq, a predicted model, not a curated record
ACCAAGCAGCGCGACCUGAUUUCUGCUUGUCUAGUCUGCCAUCUGGUGGAAAAAGGCAGUAAGUGCACGUAUGACCGCCUGGGUCCACUUUUUUUCUUCUUUGUUUCUGUCUCAAAUAAGCAGCUGCUACAAAGAAACCCCCGAACUGCCCGCUGCUGUGUUUUAUCCAUGCCGGCUCCCUUACAGUCCGCCGGGCUUUGAGAAACACGCGCUUUAGCUGCUGAAUGAGCUCUGUUAGUACAUGCCGACAUGGGGAGGUAUUUCCACAGCGAGGUGGACAUUAAGAGCCCGUGGCAUCAGGUGCUGGCUGCCUUCUGGCAGCGCUACCCAAACCCAUACAGCACCCAUGUACUCACGGAAGAUGUCCUAUACCGUGAGGUCACCUCCAGCAACCACCUGCUGUCCAGGCGACUGCUGACGAAGACCAACCGCCUGCCGGGCUGGGCGGAGCGGGUCUUCCCCAUGCACAUGGCUCGGGCGGUCUACGUCCUGGAAGAUUCUAUUGUGGACCCUCAGGCCUACACACUCAUCACCAAGACCUGGAACCUGAACCACAACACACUGAUAGUGAGAUGCGCUCUGAUUAGAUCACUGUGGUUAAUUAACCCCCCCACCCCAUGACAGAUAGGAUAGAGUUCAGAUCGAUGGUCUUAUUGUCAUCAAGCGAUUUCUCCCACUUUGAAUGCGGCAGUUUGCAGUUUGAGAUAACAAUCAGAAAAUGGCCACGAGCUGUGAAUAGCAUGAAAGCAUGAGAUCAUGGUCAUAAGAGGUGGAUGUAAUAGAGCAGACCUUCUCAAAGUGUGGGGCCAUUGCAGGGGGGGCGCGGUAUGAAAAGGGAGGGAGAGAGAAAACA